This is a messenger RNA of Symbiodinium necroappetens, 1128 nucleotides long. The record is from the annotation of a GenBank genome assembly. NCBI's taxonomy places the organism in Eukaryota, Dinophyceae, Suessiales, Symbiodiniaceae.
AUGUCCGUGGUGGGAGACAACUCGCUGCUAGAGGAACCGCAUGCUGAGCCCAGUGUGCAGGAGACUAAGCAGCCAGUCCCUGCCGAAGCCGAUGCACCAAAGUCCACCCCAGACGAGGUGCAGCCAGAGAAAGCCGAGGUAGAGGCAAAGGAUGACGUCGAGCAGUUCUCCGGACUGCCCAUAGUCAAUCGAACAGUCCCGGCAGACAAGUGGGCCAAUGAAGUCCGGAGGCCCAACAGACGGUAUGUCUCCUUCUCGCAUAUCCCCCUGUACUUCGGCUCUGACAGAACCAAGCUGAGGGUGAAGGAAAACAUCAUCAUCGGGGUUCUCUACUACAAUUCUGCCAAGGAUACUCAAAGGCUGGCAACUGGCGAGCAGUAUCUGCGGUGGCGGUUGACUGACCUCUCACAGCAAUCCCGGCAGAUUGUACUGCAGCUGCGUUGGGGGGCUUACUUGCAUUGGCGACAAGGGAAGCCUGCCACCAUGGCCCGAAGAGGGUCCAUUUUUGCCAUUCUGAACCCCGUCUUGGUUGAGAUUGUGGAGAGCCACCCGGGGGGUCCCAAGGAGGCAGUCAUGAGAGUUGAGAAAGGCUUGCAAGUAGAGAAGCUGGGGGACUGCCCAGCCCUGGGAUCCUGCAAAAAGCAGGGCUGCAGAAAUCCUUGCGAUCUCCGAGAGCGCCAAAGCCAUUGCCGGAUGCACAAGAACAUCGCAUAUGCCGAGAAGAGCGUUCCUCGCAUCAACGGUGGGGGUGGAGUAGAUGCCCGAACGACCGCCUUGUUGAAGAAUCAGCAAAAGAAGUCCAGUCAGAAGGUUGCGCGAGCUUUGAAAGCGGCCCGGUUAGAGUACAACCCCGGAGCCGAGGCCAAAGAGCUCGAAGACAAAGCGCAGAAUGAGAAGUUGACAAAGAUGGAGCUCACCAAAUCCAUUUGUGAACGGCUCUUGGACAACGAUUCGGAUGCGAAGGAGAACUACGUAAGAUGCAUCCGCAACGACACCAAACUCGAAGACUGCAGCUCGUCCCGGGUUCCCAAACUGGGGCGUGGCCUUAGCAGCUCGAGCACUUUGGAAGUGACCGUCGCUGCGAACAAGCGACGAAUCGAGGAGUGCGAUGAACUUGAGGUCUUCUGA